AUGGUAUCUCUGGACCUCAGAGACGCAUACUUACACGUUCCGAUCGCAGAGAGUUCUCAGAAAUAUCUGCGAUUGGCCGUGGACCUAGAGGGAACGAUUGUACACCUCCAGUUCCAGGCUCUGCCAUUCGGGCUAUCCUCAUCGCCCCGGAUUUUUACCAAGAUCCUGGCAGAACCCAUAGCGUUUCUGCGACUUCAGGGAGUAUCCAUCAUAGCCUAUCUGAACGACCUGCUUCUUUUCGCAGCCUCACCAGAGCAGCUAUCCAGGGACCUGGAAGUGACCAAGAAGGUUCUAACGGACCUAGGGUGGUUACUGAACCUACAAAAGUCCAGUUUAAAUCCAUCACAACGGAUCACUUACCUGGGAUCACUUACCUAUCUCUCAAGAGUGUUCCUCCCGGUAGAGAAAGUCAAGAAGUUGGACAGAGCAGUGGCUUCCCUCCAAAACAAUCAACAGGUGUCACUAAGGUCCCUGAUGUCAACGCUAGGUCUGUUGACAUCUGCCCUCCCAGCCGUGCAGUGGGCAGCUAAGACUGUGCGGGACGGUGCCGGACCAUCGUAUUCCUCUUAUCCUGAGGAACCUCAGACUGUGCGGGACAGUGCUGUCCUUGCAACAGAUGAGAAAUUGUCCUGUCCCGAGUGCGGGAAGUGUUUCAGUUCCAAAAGCAAUCUUAAUGUGCAUAAAAAAUCUCACACAGGUGAGAAGCCGUAUUCCUGUUCUGAGUGCGGAAAAUCUUUUUCAGUGAAGUCCAGUCUUUCCAUACAUCAGAGAAUACACACGGGGGAGAAGCCUUUUUCCUGUUCUGAGUGCGGGAAAUGUUUUUCAAAGAAGUCCCAUCUUUUCACACAUCAGAGAUCUCACACUGGGGAGAAGCCGUAUUCCUGUUCUAAGUGCGGAAAAUGUUUUUCAGAUAAGUCCAGUCUUUCCACACAUCAGAGAUCACACACGGGGGAGAAGCCUUUUUCCUGUUCUGAGUGCGGGAAAUGUUUUGCACAUAGGUCCCAUUUUUCCAAACAUCAGAGAUCUCACACGGGGGAGUGGCCUUUUUCCUGUUCUGAGUGUGGAAAAUGUUUUUCAAUGAAGUCCAGUCUUUCCACACAUCAGAGAUCUCACACGGGGGAGAAGCCUUUUUCCUGUUCUGAGUGCGGGAAAUGUUUUUCGCAGAUGUCCAGUCGUAACACACACCAGAGAUCACACACGGGGGAGAUGCCUUUUUCCUGUUCUGAGUGCGGAAAAUGUUUUUCACAUAAGUCCCAUUUUUCCAAACAUCAGAGAUCUCACACAGGGGAGAAGCCUUUUUCCUGUUCUGAGUGUGGAAAAUGUUUUUCAAUGAAGUCCAAUCUUUCCACACAUCAGAGAUUGCACACGGGGGAGAAGCCUUUUUCCUGUUCUGUGUGCGGGAAAUGUUUUUCGCAGAUGUCCAGUCGUAACACACAUCAGAGAUCUCACACUGGGGAGAAGCCGUAUUCCUGUCCUGAGUGUGAGAAAUGUUUUUCACAGAAGUCCAAUCUUUACAAACAUCAGAGAUCUCACACAGGGGAGAAGCCGUAUUCCUGUCCUGAGUGUGGGAAAUGUUUUUCACGGAAGUCCCAUCUUGACACACAUCAGAGAUCUCACACAGGAAAGAAGCCGUUUUCCUGCCCUGAGUGCGGGAAAUGUUUUUCAGAUAAGUCCAGUCUUUACAUACAUCAGAGAUAUCACACAGGGGAAAAGCCGUAUUUCUGUCCUGAGUGCGGGAAUCGUUUUUUAGUGAAGUCCCAUCUUAAAACACAUCAGAGAUCUCACACGGGGGAGAAGCCGUAUUCCUGUCCUGAGUGCGGAAAAUGUUUUUCACAGAAGUCCAGUCUUUCCACACAUCAGAGAUCUCACACGGGGGAGAAGCCGUAUUCCUGUCCUGAGUGCGGGAAAUGUUUUUCACAGAAUGCCAGUCUUUACAAACAUCAGAGAUCUCACUCGGGGGAGAAGCCGCAUUCCUGUCCUGAGUGUGGGAAAUGUUUUUCGGUGAAGUCCAAUCUUUACAGACAUCAGAGAUCUCAU
Rana temporaria (common frog) is the source of this 2037-nucleotide messenger RNA. RefSeq names its product oocyte zinc finger protein XlCOF6-like. The transcript is spliced from 3 exons. The annotation marks the transcript as partial. Lineage: Eukaryota; Metazoa; Chordata; Amphibia; Anura; Ranidae. Gene Ontology annotation, biological process: negative regulation of transcription by RNA polymerase II. Gene Ontology annotation, molecular function: DNA-binding transcription repressor activity, RNA polymerase II-specific. The record is from RefSeq and is a predicted model, not a curated record.